UACAUUCCACAUACAAAUGUAAGUUGGGUAAAUGGCCCCUUAGCAGGAUAGGCUAUGAUUAAAUUAAUCAGAACAAGAGACUUCUGUGCGACAGCUCUGUGCUACUCUUCUCCACCAAGACAAAUCAGCAGACAAGAGCACUGCACCUUUUAUUAGUUUUGUAGAACCCUGUUAAAUCCAUCUUUCAAGUAUUAGUCUGUUUUAUAGAAAAAAAGAAAAUAGCAGCUAUGGAGAUUUCUUCAUCCAGUGCGAUUUUAAAUUUUCCUCAAAUACCCAACGCUCUCUUUGGAACAAGAGGCUCAAGAUUUGGGCGCCUUUCUUCUCUGGGUUUGCAGGGAAGAAUGUGUCAAGGUCAUAGUCUUCCAUUGCUCUCCAGCUCUUCAUUAUCUAUUGGAUCUCAAAAAAUCAAGAUACGUGUUCCUUAUGCAAUGAAUACACCAUUGGAAGGACUAUCUGGCAAAUUUGAAGAAAGAAAAAACACACCGAUGGAGAACCUACCAAACAAACUGUGGGACAUGUGCCCUGAACCAGUUAGAAAAUACCCAUGGAAGGAAGCCUGUGAGAGGGUGAUGAAAAAUACUCAGAUGGAGGACACACCAGCAAAACUGAGGGAGAUAUGCCCUGAACCAGUCAAAAAAUUUCCCUGGAAGAAAGCUUGUGAGAGAGUAAUAAACCGUUUAUUUCUUCUUAUAGAGGAUGUAGCUAAGCAGUUUGGGAUUCCUAUUCUAGUUGUCACAUUUUUUAUGGAGGCAUCAUACUGCAUAGCACAAAACAAGGAGUUGUUUAUACCUAUUGCCCUCUUUGCUGGCGGUGUUUUUGCGGAGGUUUUAAAUGAAACUUCAAUUGAACUCAAGCUGCCUCAAAAUUAUAAGGAAGGAGAUUUGCCCCGGAAUGUCUUGAUUAUUAUAUCAUUUUUUUCAUUGAUUAAGAUUAUUGGCCCCUUCUAUCCUUAUUGGGCCCGUAUCAUUCUUCCUCAUUUUGCAAAUGGUGGUUUGUGUCGAACAAUCUGGCUAGCUAAGGAUUAUUUGACCAAGAACUUAUCCCAGACCAUUGAAGCUUUAAACCAUUCUGGAGGGGAUUCCAGAUCAGACAUUGGCGCAGAAAUGGCAGAUUCCUAAUGAUUUUUUUUUAAAAUGAGAUGCGGGAGUUGGUAACUUUUAUAAUAGAGAAAGACUAUAGGGACAAAUUUUCAUAGAUCAUCCCUUGGGCCUUUAGUGAUUUGCCAUUGCCUCUAGGAAGGCAUCUUGAAUGAGAAUGGCAUCAUAUCAUUCAAAAUAUCUUUUGAUCUUAUUGUCUUUCAAGACGACGGGGAAGAAGCAAUGACUAGUAAAAUUAUUGCCUUUCCUCUCAUAUCAAAGUAACACCAACCAGUUUCUUGGUGAGAGUUGUCAGUAAAUGAAGAUAACAUGGCUAGUUUUAAAUAUGGCUUCCGAUACAUCUAUUAUGCCCUUUUACAAAUCUUUAUGGUGGUAGGCCCUUACAUAAAAUUAAUAGCAGGCGGUCAUUACAGUGAAAGUUCUUUUCACUAGAGAGGUUGAGGGAUGCUAUUGUUUCUAUGCCUCUUUUUCGUCUUGGCAUAAUAUGAACGUUCAGAUUUUAGUGAGGAUAUUGUUUUAAACCUACAAUGGCUUGCUUAUUCAUAUAAUGCGUUAAUUGUCAGGAUUGAUUUUGUUCUA
Molecule: messenger RNA, 1676 nt
Organism: Cryptomeria japonica (Japanese cedar)
Lineage: Eukaryota; Viridiplantae; Streptophyta; Pinopsida; Cupressales; Cupressaceae
Exons: 3
Coding region: 228-1118 (296 amino acids)
Source: RefSeq, a predicted model, not a curated record